Molecule: messenger RNA, 1980 nt
Organism: Cuculus canorus (common cuckoo)
Lineage: Eukaryota; Metazoa; Chordata; Aves; Cuculiformes; Cuculidae
Gene: SIGIRR
Product: single Ig and TIR domain containing
Exons: 11
Coding region: 355-1599 (414 amino acids)
Biological process (GO): signal transduction
Source: RefSeq, a predicted model, not a curated record
GGGACGGGGUGAAAUCAAUUAUUAAUAAAAAAAGGAAAGCGAGAGACGAGGGCAGCCCGGCUCGGGCGGGUCCGGUGCGCUCCAGCGGCGCCGGGCAGGAAGCCUGCGGCCGGAGCACCGGGGGAGGCUCCGAAGGAGCGCGAGGGUCAUGAGGAGCAGCUGAGGGACCUGGGGCUGCUCCGUCUGGAGGCUGAGGGAAGACCUCAUCGUUCCCUGCAGCUCCUGGAAGGAGGUUGUGGUGAGGUCCUGCCCGCCCUGUGGCAGUGGCAGGAGGACUUCGCCCCCUGGAAGACACCACACCGUGAGGGCCUGCUGUGAUGCCAGCAGCUUCCGUGCACACUGCCUGAGCGUGCCAUGGCAGCCCUCUGCAGCGUGCCCCCUGAAAUCCUCGUCCCGGCCACCAAUGAGACACUGGAGCUGGCGCUGGGGAGCCAGGUCGCGCUGAACUGCACCGUGCGCUGGGCAGCAGCUGAGCCCUGCGAGCCCAUCCCCACCUGGAGCAAGGACGGGCAGCGGCUGGGCGGCGAGAGCAGCCAGGACACCGCCUGGUUUGCCCAGAAUGCCUCGGAGAGGCUCCUCGCCAGCGUCCUGCAGCUCAACCUCACGCACGAUGCCGACUUCGGAGUGUUUGCCUGCUGGGUCAGCAACGCCACAGCCACCUUCACCCUGCGGCGAGUGGAGGCGGUGGGGCACGUGCCUGCGGUGCUGGCAGCCCUCAUGGUCCUGGCGCUCCUGUUGCUCCUGGCUGGGCUCUAUGUCCGCUGCCGCCUGAGUGUGCUCCUCUGGUACCGGAACCGCUACGGCGAGCUGGAGAUCAAUGAUGGGAAGCUGUACGAUGCCUACGUCUCCCACACCACCGCCCCAGAUGACCGCAAGUUUGUCCACUUCAUUGUGAAGCCACAGCUGGAGAACCGCUACGGCUACAAGCUCUUUCUGGAUGAGCAAACCAUCCUGCCUAACGCAGAGCCAUCGGCCGACCUGAUCAUGAACGUGAGCCGGUGCCGGCGUCUCAUCGUGGUUCUCUCCAUCGCGUACCUGGAGCAAGACUGGUGCAACAGCAGCUUCAGGGAAGGGUUAUGGAGGCUGCUGGAGCUUUCCAAGAAACCCAUCUUCAUUGUCUUCGAGAGCCAGUACCGGGAGAUCUCCCACCCUGCCAUCAGCCUGCUGAAGCAACACCGGAGCUCCAUCACCUUGCUGGUGUGGCGAGCUGGCUCCAUGACCCCUUCGUCGGACUUCUGGAAGGAGCUGUGCCUGGCCCUGCCCCGCAAGGUGUCCUUCCAGGGGACCAUGGGGGACCCGCAGACCCAGCUCAUGGAGGACAAGGACCCAAUGCUGAUCCUGCACAGCAGCUACCUGGACACCAGUGAAGACCUCCACCCAGACGGGGACCUCGGUACAGGCCUCCGAGGGGCUUUCAGAAGCCCCCCGCCUCCCCGCAUCGGUGGCCCCCGCACCCCUGUGGCUCCGUCUGCCGGUGUGACAGAGGACGCACGGCUGAGAGACGGCCAAAGAUCUGAGCUCGACAUCUCAGAUCUGGGAUCGCGCAACUACAGCGCUCGCACAGACUUCUACUGCCUGGUGACGGAGGAUGACAUCUGAGUGGACCCAGACCUUGGCCAGAGGAGCCUUGGCUUUGAAAUGGGACUUAAACCAAGGUCUCGGUGGGAAAGAUAGGAGCUGGCUCCUUCUGGCAACACACUCCAUGGUGGAAAACCAUCACCAGGCGACACCCCUGCCUGCAGUGCCUGGGACCACUUCGUGCUGGGUUCCCCCUUCCUCUACAUGGAUGGCAGGGAUAUUUUCCCUGCAUGAUGGACGAGCAUUGGGAUGGGUGAUGCCCUCUAAGGAGGAACAUGCCCCUGCCUCACUCCCAGCAGGAGCCUCACUGCCCAACAGGAGCAGUUGCAGCACCCCCUCUCCCACGCACCCCCUGUGGCAAUAAAAUGCUGCUCUUCCGAGCAGGUCUUGUCCAUCUGCAGG